Messenger RNA from Xyrauchen texanus (razorback sucker), 850 nucleotides. Its product is annotated as G2/M phase-specific E3 ubiquitin-protein ligase-like. Bases 65 to 850 code for a protein of 261 amino acids. The transcript has 5 exons. The record is from RefSeq and is a predicted model, not a curated record. NCBI's taxonomy places the organism in Eukaryota, Metazoa, Chordata, Actinopteri, Cypriniformes, Catostomidae. Gene Ontology annotation, molecular function: ubiquitin-protein transferase activity.
UAACAGACUACUGGCUCUUGAUACUCAUGCCCUUGAGAAUGGCUUGUACACGACCAUUGCAAAAAUGAUUGCAGUGUGCAUAAUUCAUGGUGGAGUUGGCCCUCGUUUUUUUUCUGAUCGUCUCUUUAUGCAACUCUGUGGCACAUGUACACUUCCUGCCUCCCUUGAGGAAAUUCCAGACCGCUGCUUCAGAGAAAAUCUCUCAAAGAUUAAAGAAGCAGACUCUGUUCAAAAAGCAAAUUCUGCAAUCUCAGAUGCUGGGGACAGUCUGAACAUGAUGGGAGCACUUAGGUACAUCUCAUCACUUGAAGAGAGGGAUUCCCUGGUCCAAUCUGCAGCAGAAUACUUUGUGAAUGGGCGGACAAAUUUGGCUCUCAGACAAUUUGAAGAGGGUUUCAAAACGUUUGGUCUGAUGGACGAGCUAAAAAACCAUGCUGAAAUCUUUGAGGACCUGUUUGUCAAUGCGAUCAGACCACUGGAGGCAAAAGAUCUGACAACUCUUUUCGAAGUGGACUUCUCAUCCCUUGGCAGCAACAAAAGGCAGCUGGAAAAUAAGACCAUCUGUUUCUGGAGAGACUGGUUAAUAGAUGUAGAAGAAGGUGACUUCAAUCCGUUGACACUGGAAAUGGUGCUGCAGUUUGCUUCUGGAGCCUCAUCUGUGCCUCCUCUAGGAUUCCCCCGUCAGCCAAAAAUCAAAUUUUUACAUUCAUUUGGUCAAGACACCAGAAUAUUUCCAGAGGCCAACACAUGCCUUAUUGUUCUCAGACUUCCAAUUCACAGUAUCUACGAAUCGUUUAGAACCUACAUGACUGAAGGUAUUCUGCAGUCGCCAACUUUCGGCACCAUGUAG